AUGGAGCCUGAAAACAAAAACAACGUCGCCAUGGAAACGUCAACUGUUAUCAUGGAAAAUGGCGAGGAGAUAGUGAAAGUAAACAAACCGCAGAUGCCCAAUGGAACUCAUCAAUCGUAUUUAAAUGGGCCUGACCAAAUCAUACCAGCGGACAGUUACACAUCGUGCGAACCAGGUGGUUAUGUUAAGCUUCGGAUGCAACCCAGGGGGCUGGCAGCCGAACCUCCUAUAUCAAUACCAGGCCUUCUCAGUCGGACGGCAGCAAGGUACCCCGAUGCUACGGCGUUGGCCUCAAAGAGAAAUGGACAGUGGGAGAAAAUUACCUACAAACAAUACCAGGAGCGAGUGCGUACGAUAGCCAAAGGUUUUUUAAAACUAGGCUUGGAAAGGUAUCACUCGGUGGGCAUUAUUGGCUUCAAUUCGGAGGAAUGGUAUAUUGCCGAUCUUGCAGCGAUUCAUGCGGGUGGCUAUGCGGCGGGCAUUUACACAACGAAUUCCCCAGAGGCUUGUUACCAUUGCUUAGAAACCUCCCGAGCCAACAUAUGCGCGGUGCAGGAUAAAAAGCAGCUCGAAAAAAUAUUAUCUGUGCGCAGUCGACUGAAGCAUCUAAAAGCUAUUAUACAAUGGGAGGGAUCAGUGGACACGUCCAUUCCUGGAGUUUACAGCUGGGACCAAGUAAUGAAAUUGGGUGUGGAGGAACCUGAUACCCAGCUAAAUAACAUAUUAAAGGCAAUGGCUGUAAACGAAUGCUGCACUUUAGUGUAUACGUCGGGCACUGUUGGUCAGCCGAAGGCGGUAAUGUUGUCGCAUGACAACCUGACGUGGGACGCUUUCUCGAUCGGCGAGCGCGUCCGCGAUUUGAACCCAACGCUCGACCGACUUGUUUCGUUCCUACCUCUGAGCCACGUGGCUGCUCAGGUAGUGGAUAUUUACACAACGUUAAGCAACGCAGUUCCCGUUUAUUUUGCCCAACCGGACGCUUUGAAAGGCAGCCUAGUCGAAACCCUAAAGGAAGUUCGACCAACAAGGUUCCUCGCUGUGCCGCGUGUGUGGGAAAAAAUGCACGAGAAAAUAAUGGCCGUGGGAGCUUCGAGUGGCAGCGUCAGGCGUUGCAUCGUCACUUGGGCCAAGGACAAAGGCACGAAACACCAUGAAGCGAGAAUCAACGGUGCCUUCUCGGCUGGGAUGAGAGGUCUUCCUCUAGACUUCACAACCCUCGAAAUGUUACGUUAUUGGCGUGAUGGUUCAAGCUGCGGUUACAAGAUGGCGCGCUCCCUAAUAUUCAGCAAAGUGCGCGACCAGCUAGGGUUGGACUGCUGCGACACGUUUGUCACCGCUGCAGCGCCCCUGUCGCCCGACAUCAAGAAGUUUUUCAUGUCGCUCGACAUACCUAUUGUAGAUGCAUUCGGCAUGAGUGAGACAGCCGGAGCUCACACCCUCAGUAUAUAUCCGAAAUUCAAAUUGGACUCGUCUGGCGAAAUAUUGGACGGCACGGAGACAAAGUUCGGUGGGGCGGUCAGUCCGAACGGCCCUGGCGAGAUCAUGAUGCGCGGCCGCCACGUGAUGAUGGGUUACCUCAACGAGGAGGAGAAGACCAGGGCGACCUUGGACGAGGACGGCUGGCUGCACUCGGGCGACGUCGGCAGGGUCGACAACAACAACUUGCUGUACAUAACGGGACGGAUAAAGGAGUUAUUGAUCACGGCGGGGGGUGAGAACGUGGCGCCAGUGCUUAUCGAGCAGACGGUUCAAGCGCAGCUGCCCCACGUUGGCUACGCCGUGCUGGUAGGAGAUCGGCGCAAGUUCCUCUCCAUACUCCUCACGCUGAAGGCCAAUGUAGACCCACAAACAGGCGAUCCAUUGGACGACUUGGAGACGGAAACGAGGAAAUGGGUGGCGAGUCUGGGAAGCAAUGCAAGAACUAUCAGUGAAAUCGUCAGCACUAAAGAUCCAGCUGUUCAUAAAGUAAUAGAGGAAGGAUUGGCUCGCGCCAAUAAACAGGCCAUUUCAAACGCACAGAAGGUUCAAAAGUUUGCGAUACUACCGGCUGACUUUUCUAUGAACACGGGAGAACUGGGGCCAACGCUUAAAAUAAAGAGGAAUGUUGUCUAUGACAAAUAUAAGGACAUCAUAGAGAAUUUCUAUAAGGAA
This is a messenger RNA of Iphiclides podalirius (scarce swallowtail), 2151 nucleotides long. The record is from the annotation of a GenBank genome assembly. NCBI's taxonomy places the organism in Eukaryota, Metazoa, Arthropoda, Insecta, Lepidoptera, Papilionidae.